This is a messenger RNA of Mastomys coucha (southern multimammate mouse), 3894 nucleotides long. It is a transcript of the gene Bbs9, whose product is annotated as Bardet-Biedl syndrome 9. The transcript is spliced from 25 exons. Gene Ontology annotation, cellular component: BBSome; membrane. NCBI's taxonomy places the organism in Eukaryota, Metazoa, Chordata, Mammalia, Rodentia, Muridae. Gene Ontology annotation, biological process: cilium assembly. The coding region runs from base 849 to 3506 and encodes 885 amino acids. The record is from RefSeq and is a predicted model, not a curated record.
CACAGGUGGAUGUGGUUUGUGGCAGGAGCACCUCCGCAGGGGCGGGACUUCCGUCGACGCUGUCCUGAGGGACAGGCCUGCUCACGUGGUUCAGAGGCGCCCAGCCCCACCCCGCACGGUAGCCACUCUAUUCCACAGGGGCGGCCCAGGAAACUACCCCAACAACUCGUGCUCGGCCGCCCGGACUACAACACCCAGCAAGCCCUGCGGCCCCGCGUCUGACUUGCGCAGUAGUCUCCGUUGUAAAAUGCUAUGACAACAGGGCGAAGGCGGCUUGGAUUUAGGCUGGAGUGGGGAGGUGUCUUCCGCAGGCUGUUGUCUUGCAGCCUCACCCCUCUUACAGUCUCCCUGGUGGUUUCAUCCUCUCUGUGAGCAUCCGGACUUGGAGUUUUUCUCUCUUGUCUUGUGGCUUCGGAGGAAUCCAUGUCGUUUCCCCUGCUUGCCUCUGGGGGAUGACAAGAGGGUGCAGGGGAUCUUGGGACUCAUUUCACCUCCGUGGAGCUUGUGGUGCUGCUUGGCAGGAUUCUGUCUGCUUGGGGACGUGGAAAACUUCGAACACAAGACCAAGAGGUACCAGUGGAGUUAAGUGUUGCUUUUCCUUGCACGGCUGUUACUUCUGUUCCAGCACUGGAUCCACGUCAGGAGGGAAGUCUGUGGAUAGUGGGUUCGUAGCAAGGUGAGGCAAAACCCACUUGUUGGCAUCAGACACAGCAGUUUAGAUGGACUAAGCUGAUUUUAUCAGCAGCUCCUCCCAAGCAAGACAUUAAAUUGUACAGCAUUAUUAGUACGUACUGAAACAGGGGUCUGAAACCCGGACAGCGCAUGCGUAGAAGCAAGGUUGAAAGGAAAUGUCCUUAUUUAAAGCCCGUGACUGGUGGUCUACCGUGCUGGGAGAAAAGGAAGAGUUUGACCAGGGCUGCUUGUGCUUGGCUGAUGUUGACAACAGUGGGAACGGACAAGAUAAGAUCAUUGUGGGCAGCUUCAUGGGCUACCUCAGGAUCUUUAAUCCCCACUCUGUAAAAACCGGAGGUGGGCCUCAGGCUGAAGAUCUACUUCUAGAAGUGCAUCUGCGGGACCCAGUGCUGCAAGUGGAAGUCGGGAAGUUUGUCUCAGGCACCGAGAUGCUUCAUCUGGCUGUGCUGCAUUCCCGGAAGCUCUGUGUCUACUCCGUCUCAGGGACAUUGGGUAAUGUGGAACAUGGAAACCAAUAUCAGAUAAAAUUAAUGUAUGAGCACCAUCUUCAGAGGACAGCCUGCAAUAUGACUUAUGGACCCUUUGGUGGUAUAAAAGGUCGGGAUUUAAUUUGUAUCCAGUCAAUGGAUGGGAUGCUGAUGGUGUUUGAGCAGGAAAGCUACGCAUUUGGGAGAUUCCUCCCCGGUUCUCUUCUGCCUGGCCCUCUUGCUUACAGUCCCCGCACGGAUUCCUUCAUAACUGUCUCUUCUUGCAGACAAGUGGAAAGUUACAAGUACCAAGUACUUGCCUUUGCCAUGGAUGCAGACAAGAAGCAGGAGAUGGAACAGCAGAAACUUGGUUCUGGAAAACGACUAGUUGUGGACUGGACUCUGAAUAUUGGCGAGCAAGCCCUGGACAUCUGUAUCAUCCCUUUAAACCAGUCUGCAUCUUCUGUUUUUGUUCUUGGUGAGAGGAACUUCUUCUGCUUAAAGGAUAAUGGGCAGAUUCGAUUCAUGAAGAAGCUCGACUGUAGCCCCAGUUGUUUUCUCCCGUACUGCUCAGUUUCUGAAGGUACAAUAAAUACUUUGGUUGGAAACCAUAGCCGCGUGCUGCAUGUUUACCAGGACGUGACCCUGAAGUGGGCCACACAGCUGCCCCAUGUCCCUGUAGCCGUCAGAGUGGGCUCUCUGCAUGAUCUGAAGGGGGUGAUAGUGACUCUCAGUGAUGAUGGUCACCUGCAGUGUUCAUAUCUGGGGACGGACCCUUCUCUGUUCCAGGCUCCAAAAGUUGAGUCAAGAGAGCUCAACUAUGAUGAACUUGAUGUGGAAUUGAAGGAACUUCAGAAAAUCAUCAAAGAUGUGAAGUCACAAGGUGUUUGGCCCUUGACUGAACAGGAAGAUGACUUGAGAGUCUCAGCUGCAGUGUCUUCUACCCUAGAUUCUGUGUCUCAAGCCACCAAUGUGGAAACUGGAGCCGACUCUGUCCCGUCCACCACAGUGAAGAUUACCCUGCAGAACCGAGUGGUGCUGCAAAAGGUCAAGCUGUCCGUCUACGUGCAGCCUCCACUGCAGUCGACUUGUGAUCAGUUCACCUUUGACUUCACGGUUCCAGAUAUGACCAGCACAGCAGCAUUUUCUGUGUACCUGAGGAGAAGUUACAUGCCAUCCGAGUUAGAAGGAAACGCUGUCGUCUCAUACUCCAGACCGACAGAUCGAAAUCCUGAUGGUAUUCCUCGGGUUAUCCAAUGUAAAUUUAGACUUCCUCUGAAACUAAUUUGCCUACCUGGUCAGCCUUCAAAAACUGCAAGCCACAAACUAACUAUCGACACCAACAAGUCUCCUGUCAGUCUGCUCGGCCUCUUCCCAGACUUUGCCAGCCCAUCAGAUGAUGAUCAAGUGAAUGUAAUGGGCUUCCGUCUCCUAGGAGGUUCUCGAGUGACUCUUCUUGCUUCCAGAACAUCCCAACGAUACCGCAUUCAGAGCGAACAGUUUGAAGAUCUCUGGCUCAUAACCAAUGAACUCAUCCUUCGCCUUCAGGAACAUUUUGAAAAACAAGGAACCAAAGACUUUGCAUGUUCUUUUUCUGGAUGUGUGCCCCUUCAAGAAUAUUUUGACUCGAUUGAUCAUCAUUUUGAGCUUCGGAUAAAUGGUGAAAAAUUAGAAGAACUUUUAGCUGAAAGAGCUGUACAGUUUCGGGCCAUCCAGCGUCGGCUUCUGACAAGAUUCAGAGACAAGACACCCGCUCCACUGCAGCAUCUGGACACCCUGCUCGACGGGACGUACAAGCAGGUGAUUGCUCUAGCAGAUGCGGUCGAGGAAAACCAAGAUAGGCUGUUGCAGUCCUUUGCGGGCCUGAAGAGUGCCACUCAUUUGCUGAUCUUGCUAAUGAGGCUGUGGCAGAGGCUGAGCGCUGACCAGACUGCUAUUCUGGAAGCAGCAUUCCUGCCACUACAGGAAGACACGCAGGAACUGGGCUGGGAAGAAACCGUGGACGCCGCCAUUGCCCACCUUUUGAAAACCUGCCUAUCGAAGAGUUCCAAGGAGCAGGCUUUGAACCUCAGCAGCCAACUGAACAUACCCAAAGAUACCAGCCGACUGAAGAAGCACAUCACCCUGCUGUGUGAUAGGUUAGCUAAAGGUGGGCGCCUCUGCGUGAGCACAGACACUGCAGCCCCACAGGCCAUGGUUAUGCCAGGUGGCUGUACUCCGAUCCCAGAGUCAGACCUAGAGGAAAGGUCACUAGACGACUCCACAGAGCUGUUUACCAACCACAAGCACCUCAUGGCUGAGCCCCCCGUGCCUGAAGUCUCAGCCCUCCAAGGAGUUUUGGAAUAAUCUGGAAUAAUGCUAGCGAGUUGGAAGGAAGAUGCCCUUUCUGAGGCUGACCCUGUGCGGACCACUGUGCUCCCAUCCCGGUGCUGUGCCAAGCCCAUCCCUGAAGACGACUACGUGAAGGAGGGGCCAGGGUUGUUAGUUGUUAGGAGGGCUUGGGAUGUCACAGACAGGUCAGCUGAAAGACAAGAUUUGUCUUUUCUUCCCAGGAAGAUGGUUGCUGCCUUUAGUCACGUUCGCUUAUAGUCAGGAUUUAGCAAGGUGACAAAGUUUGGGGACAGACUUUAUAAUACAGGGAUCCAGAUGUAAAAUAAUUUCAUAGCCCAUUUUUUCACAGGAUUCUUAUGUAGUAACUGUAUCAAGUUUAAUAAAGCAUUGUAUCGUCAAACAA